This is a messenger RNA of Dioscorea cayenensis subsp. rotundata (Guinea yam), 2844 nucleotides long. Its product is annotated as pentatricopeptide repeat-containing protein At3g16610. Gene Ontology annotation, biological process: RNA modification. Gene Ontology annotation, molecular function: RNA binding; zinc ion binding; protein binding. The coding region runs from base 62 to 2371 and encodes 769 amino acids. NCBI's taxonomy places the organism in Eukaryota, Viridiplantae, Streptophyta, Magnoliopsida, Dioscoreales, Dioscoreaceae. The record is from RefSeq and is a predicted model, not a curated record. The transcript has a single exon.
AUCAAAGAGUAGUCACAUUCUCAAAAUUCAUGGCAUCAGAGCUCUGCUUCACAAACCUCCAAUGAAUAGUACAAUGCUUUUACUCACUCAAUCACUCUCUAAUGGUUCUCAAGAGUGCAAAAGAAUCCAUCACUGUGCUUUUGAGGAAGAAUUCAUUCAAAAGCACUUGUCAAUGGGUGAGAUUGACUUUGCACGCAAGGUAUUCGAUGGAAUGCCUAAACCAAGUGUGUUUUUAUGGAAUGCAAUGAUUCGAGCUUAUUCUUGGCACGGUCCAUUCUACCAAGCUGUUGAACUUUACCAUGAUAUGUUGAGUUCAUGUGCUAUCAAACCGAAUAAAUUUACGUUCCCGUUUGUACUCAAGGCGUGUUCGAGCUUAUUGGCAUUGGAUGAAGGAAAGGAAAUUCAUGAGUAUGUGAAAAGAAUUGGUUUGGAAUCUGACUUGUUUGUUUCAACUGCAUUGAUUGAUAUGUAUAUGAAAUGUGGAUGCUUGGAUGAAUCUUGUGCAGUGUUUGAUGUAAUGCCAACUAAAGACAUUGUCGCAUGGAAUGCGAUGGUAGCUGGUUUUGCGCUUCAUGGGAUGUCUGAGGAUAGUAUUGGCUUUGUUUUGGAGAUGCAAAAUGCGGGCCAGAGACCGAACCGUUCAACUGUUGUAUCGGUUCUGCCUGUGGUUGGACAAGCCAAAGCAUUGAGACAAGGGAGAAGCAUUCAUGGAUAUUGUGUGAGGAGAUACUUUGAUGAGGAUGAUAUUAUGGUGGGGACUGCUCUGUUGGAUAUGUAUGGGAAAUGCGCGUGCUUGGUUUACGCUUGUCGGGUAUUUGACAGCAUGAGUGCAAAGAAUGAAGUCACGUGGAGUGCGAUGAUUGGAGGCUAUGUUGUCUGUGAUAGGAUGGUGGAUGCAUUGGAGGUCUUCGAUCAAAUGAUGAUUGAGGGGUCCUCAAAACUGGCAUCAUCUUCUCUUGCAUCAGCUCUUCGGGCUUGCACAAAGUUAGCUGAUCUGAACAGAGGGAAAAUAAUGCACAACUACUCAAUCAAAUGUGGUCUUCUGCCUGAUAUAACAAUAGGGAAUUCACUGCUCUCCAUGUAUGCAAAGAUUGGUAGUGUAGAUGAUACGGUGAAGUAUUUCGAUGAAAUGGUAUUUAAGGAUAGUGUCUCUUACAGUGCAAUUAUAUCCGGAUACGUGCAGAAUGGGAAUGUUGAAGAAGCAUUUGCAAUUUUUAGAAGAAUGCAACUCUCAGAUGUAGAACCAGACGUUGCAGUUAUGGUUGGAAUAAUACCAGCAUGUUCCCAUUUAGCUGCAUUGCAGCAUGGGAAGUGCACCCAUGGCCUUGCUAUCAUCCAUGGACUUGCAUUUGAUGUCUCGGUUAGUAAUGCAUUGAUCGACAUGUACACCAAAUGUGGCAGAAUUGACCAUGGGAGAGAAGUUUUUGAUAGGAUGACAAAACGGGACAUUGUAUCAUGGAACACAAUUAUUGCAGGGUAUGGAAUGCAUGGGCUGGGCAAAGAAGCGAUCUUCUUGUUUUUGAAUAUGCAAACCGAUGGUAUAAUUCCGGAUGAUAUCACAUUCAUAUGUCUCUUGUCUGCUUGCAGUCAUUCAGGAUUAGUUACAGAAGGGAAACACUGGUUCCAUGCUAUGACUUUGAAUUAUGGAAUUAAACCAAGAAUGGAGCAUUAUAUAUGUUUGAUUGACAUCUUAGGCCGAGGUGGUUUUCUUGAUGAAGCCCGGGAGUAUAUCAGGAGAAUGCCAUUUGAACCAGAUGUUAGAGUUUGGGGUGCUUUGCUCGGCGCAUGUAGAAUCCAUAAGAACAUUGAAUUAGGAGAGCAAGUGUCCCAAAUGAUUGAAAAACUUGGCCAUGAAAGCACAGGUAACUUUGUUCUGUUAUCGAACAUAUACAGCGCAGCAGGGAGAUUCACUGAAGCGGCAAAAGUUCGAAUUGUGCAAAGGGACAGAGGAUUUGUAAAAAGUCCUGGAUGUAGUUGGAUUGAGAUCAAGGGAAAUAUUCAUGCUUUCAUUGGUGGUGACCGAUCGCAUCCUCAAUCAAGAAACAUAUACCAAAAACUGGAAGACUUGCUUGUGGAGAUUAAGAAAUUGGGGUAUCAGCCCGAUACUAGUUUCGUAUUGCAGGACAUGGAUGAUGAGGAGAAAGAGCAUGCCCUUCUCUACCAUAGUGAGAAGCUAGCAAUUGCAUUUGCUAUUCUUAGUUUGAGCAGCGAUAAACCGAUUUUUGUGACGAAGAAUUUGCGAGUUUGUGGAGACUGUCACACUGCGAUAAAAUUGAUCACAUUAGUGUCUAAAAGAAUCAUAGUUGUGAGAGAUACUAGCAGAUUCCAUCAUUUCCAUGAGGGAAUGUGUAAUUGUGGAGAUUUUUGGUGAUUCAUACAUGAACUACUUCAGUCUUUUUGCAGUGUAUAUACAUCUGUUCAGAUACAGGAUUUUGUGUGAUCUAUUCCAGACUGACUUUAGACUACACAAAGUUUGGAAAGCAGAAUGUUAGAUAGAUGGGUAUGUUUUAGUUGAAGAAUUAUUUUGGAUUGUGUAUCUCUUGAUUGCAGUUCUUGAAAUGAGCACAAGAAGUGCUGUUUUCCAGGACUGAAUAUGGCAAAUGCAGAUACAUCCAGAACAGGAAGUUAUAGAGGAAAUAGCAAAAUUUGCAAUGAUUUGUCAGAGGUGCAUCAAAAUUCAAUAUUCCCAUGAUAAGCACUGUGUAUGAUCAAUCUUCACGGGUGCAGACAGACGAGGCCUUCCAUUAUUCACAUGACUCACGAGUCACAAGACUGAAUGAUUUUGAAAUUAAUCAUCAAUGUCUUGGUUGAUGAUUGUAAACGUUACCUGGAGAAGCGACCGAU